Fonsecaea erecta is the source of this 864-nucleotide messenger RNA. RefSeq lists its product as hypothetical. The transcript is spliced from 3 exons. NCBI's taxonomy places the organism in Eukaryota, Fungi, Ascomycota, Eurotiomycetes, Chaetothyriales, Herpotrichiellaceae. The record is from RefSeq and is a predicted model, not a curated record. Bases 1 to 864 code for a protein of 287 amino acids.
AUGGCUCUCACAGCGCCUUGGUUACCUUCACUGCCCGCUCAAACCGCUGUUCAUGGACUGCAUGAGCAUGAGCGAAGUCCUCUCCCGGCCACGACUGCAGCGCCGUCGAGAGAAUAUGCGGUAGAUAAAAGGCAGUUGGUGCCUGAAAGCAGCCUCAGCUCGGUGUGCGGCUACAUCAACGCAAAUGCAUCCUACCCUGUCAGCUGCUACAAUGCCUACUGUGCCUCCAACUACGUCUUUAGUGCAGUCGGGUGCUGUUCGUCAUACCAAAGCACAUUGACGUCGGAUGUUGUCCUCGACUCGUGCUAUUACAAUGUCGCUUGUAUCGAGGCAGAUCAAUUUGACGGCAACUGUGACGAAAACUGUCAGUCUAAUGACAUGAUACUGAAAUGUACAGAGGGCUCUGCAACAUACUGCAACACCUUCAAUUAUGCUCCCUACAACUACAAGGGUUUCGGCUGCGGAACUUACUUUGGAAGUUGGGAUGUUCAGGAGGGAACUACCACACCGGGGGUGACUAGCUACCCAGACUGGGUGACGACAUUGUGGUCACCUGGGUCCUCCGCAACCGAACUCGCAGCGGUAAACACGAUGACCAAUACGUUUCCCCGAAUAUCCCAAAGCUCCAACGAGCUCGGACACCAUGUGGGUGAGAUUAUGGCUGCUGUGGUCGCUGGGGUAUUCGGCCUCAUCAUCAUCGUUUCGCUCGUCAUGUUUCUCUGCCUCCGUAAGCGAUCGCGUACGCAAGGGCCAGUGAGGCUGAACACAAGGCAGGAGUACGGACAGCCUCUGAUGCAGAAUCAACAGUUUCCUCAAGAACAUUAUCCAGAGGUCGAGGCCAUCGGCAGACCUACUGGUGGCUGA